Molecule: messenger RNA, 1424 nt
Organism: Klebsormidium nitens
Lineage: Eukaryota; Viridiplantae; Streptophyta; Klebsormidiophyceae; Klebsormidiales; Klebsormidiaceae
Source: the annotation of a GenBank genome assembly
ACACACACGAGCCCGGUAUAAAUGGGUCGGCAACGCCAACAGUCCGAAGAUAUAAGAGUCCGGUCUCGGUCUAGGAUCCUCCUACCCUAGACAAAGUGUGCAAGUCUGCAGUGCGAACUCGGCCGUCCUGGACUACCUCGGCUCUGAGCCCUACCGACCUCUCGAUCGCGCGGGCCGCUCUAUGGUGAACUGCCCUAGCCUGGCUACGCUGGAGGAUAACUGAAACCCGCUGACGGAAGUAGCAGAGUAACCUUGUAACCUUGUAAUUGCCCCUCGUGAAAGACCACUACACUAGUUUCGGCUCAACCUAGGUCUCAACAAAAGUGCUGAACUGAUCGGACGUGCCACGUCGCCACUGCAGCAUGGGCUAGCACAGCCCCUGCAACAUCUUUGUUGACGAGUUACAAUAGAGAAGAAGGGCGCCUACAGAUGAAGGGCGCCUGCUAGCUCGAUUGCCUGGCCAUUCCAAGCUGUGGGGAUCUUUGCUUUGUCGAAUUCGGAGACGCGCCAUGGCCCUCGCGCUGGUCAGAGGUAGCUUGCGAGCUGGUUUCUGCGCCCGUGCUGGUCAGGUUUUUCAAGCAACCUCUGGGGCCUUCGACAUCGUUGAUUCACAAACACUCACCGCAGACUGCAGAAUUUCUCAGCAAUCGGACGAAGGCAGGACCCUGCGGCUUUCAGAAGCAGGCUUUGCCUUCAGGUCAUCGUUCCAUACGAGCAACCCACAAUCUGACGCCACAACUAGCGGCGGUGGCAGCGCCUCUGCGGCAGAGUUGGAAGAGAAGCGGCGGAGCAUCAACAAGAUAUUGUAUCGCUCACGGCAGCGUGGACUGCUCGAACUGGACCUGUUAAUCGGGAAAUGGGCCUCCGAAAACGUGCCGCGGAUGGACGGGCAGGCAAUGGAUCACUACACGCAAAUACUGGACGAGGAGAAUCCCGAUCUUUGGAAGUGGCUCACCGAACAGGCGGAAGCGCCCGCCGACCUCAAAACCAACCCGGUCUUCGAGUCGCUGUGUAAGUACGUUCGCAAGGACCUGGAAGCGAAAGCGGACCCGGCAACUAGGACGGAGCCAGGCAAGGCCUGGGUCCGCGGUUGGAACGAUUCGGAUAGGAAAGUCGGCGGGCCUCCGGCAGGGAAUCAGUGAGGUCUCAAGGUUUUGUCUAUAGUCGAUAUUAGUCUAAAAGGCUGGCAUAAACGGGUCGUUUUAUGAAUAUUUUUGACCCCGCGUUUUGGCUUGGGGAGGACGGAAGGUCAAAAAGGAUCAAGAUACCUCUAUUGCAAGCUAGUCGUCGUGACAAUCACUUAGCGACGAUUCGACGAGAUCAUUACACUGGUCGAGCAUGAUUGUUGCCUGACAAAUCAUCAGGCUUUGGAAGCACCAUGGCCGGCAUUUGCUUCGCGGCCCGGGCGACAGCUGGGCCUCGGG